Plasmodium reichenowi is the source of this 3567-nucleotide messenger RNA. RefSeq lists its product as hypothetical. The transcript has a single exon. NCBI's taxonomy places the organism in Eukaryota, Apicomplexa, Aconoidasida, Haemosporida, Plasmodiidae. The coding region runs from base 1 to 3567 and encodes 1188 amino acids. The record is from RefSeq and is a predicted model, not a curated record.
AUGGGUUACUCAGGAAUAGAUAUUAAAGAAAUAAAUGUUAAAAGAAAGAAUAGUGUCUAUUUCGACAAUGUCGAUGUAUGUAACAUUUUAAAAGAAAAUAAUACUUAUAAGAAAAAAAAACAUAUUUCAAUUAAUAUAAAUAGAAAAUGUGCAAGUUAUAAUAAUAUUUAUUACAUCAAUAAUGAUCCAGGAUUAGGAAAAAAUAUAAGCUAUUAUCAAAAUAAAGACAAUAUGCAAUUAAAACACUUUUUCAAUUCUAAUAAAAAUGUAAAUGAUUCAAAUAAAAUAAAUAUUCAUGACAACAAGAUAAAAACUACACAAUCAUAUUCUUAUUAUGAGCCCUUGAGGUAUCCUGCAUUUAAAAUGUCCGAUAAAAUUAAAUCCGAAACGAAUGAAUUAAAGAAAUUGGACACAAAAAAAGAUAUCCAUAUGAAAGAUAUUCAUCCUAAAAAUUAUAAUAUUAGUAAAAAUGAUGACUUUGAUAAUAAUAAUAUUGAUAAUAAUAAUAAUAAUAAUGAUAUUAAUAAUAAUAAUAAUAAUGAUAUUAAUAAUAAUAGCAAUAAUAAUAAUAAUAUUAAAUGCGUGUCGAAUCGUUCAACCAGUAACAAACACAUCGAUAGAAGAAAUAUGUGUAUUUUUCAUAACAAAAUAAAUAAAAAAGAAAAAAAUAUAAACGACCAAGGAGAAAAAAAUGAACACUCUAAAAAUGACCAUAAACAUUUUGGUAAUCAUAUUCUAAAGGAUGUUAAAAAUAAAAAAAAAAGUAACAAUAUAAUCUCCCAGCUAUAUGAAGAAAAUAAAAAUAAUAUAAAUAUUAAUAGUAAAAAUGGUAACUCCGCUAAUUUUGAACAUGAACAUGUUCAGGAAAAACCUGCACGUGUUCAUAAAAAAAAAAGAAAAAAAAAAGAAAAUAAGCUAGCUGGAAAUAAAAUAAAAAAUAAUGGAGAAAAUGAAGAAGUAAAACAAUGCAGUGUGAUAGACAUGGAGAAAAUAAAUUAUUUAGAUGAUAAAGUAAAUGGAAAUGUUGAAGAAAAAAAAAAGAAAAAAAAGAAAAACAAAAAUAAGGAUAAGGAUAAGAAAAGGGAUGAGGAAAAGGAAGGGAACAAAAACAAAGACAAGAAUAAGAAUAAGAAUAAUAAGAAAAAGAAUAAUAAGAAGAAUAAGAUUAACAAUAAUAAUAUUAAUAAAAAUAAGGAUAAGUAUAUGAGUAAAAGUAAGAGAAAAAAUAAGAAUAAAAAUGACGUAGUAGAAGAUAAUAAAAAUAAACAUUAUCUUGAAAAAAAAGAAAAUAAUAUAAAUGAGAUACCUAAAGAGGUAGUUUAUAUUCCUAUAGAAGAACGAUCUAAAAGUAUUGUAUCUUCAAGUGAUGAAGAGAAUUUAUAUUAUGAAAAACCAUAUGAAGAAGUUGAGAAUUAUUUUGAAUUUAUUGAAAAUAAGCAUUUAAUAAAUCCAAGUGAUAUAACAAAUGAAGUAAAAUUUAUAUUACAUAUGACACUAUUAACGUUAUAUAAGGAUCAAAUUAAGCCAUCUUAUGGGAAAAUAAAGAAAAGAUUAACAUGUUUUAAUGAAAAUUUGGAGAUAAAAUAUAACUUUUUAAAUAUAUAUGCUUCUUUACGUAAUGAAUAUAUAGUAGUUCGAACAAAAAGAAAUAAUAUUUUCGUUUUAUUAAGAGAAACCCCUAAAUGGUUUUUAGGAUGGGUUAAGACAAGAUGUUUUAAAAAUUCAUAUCCCAAAAAAGUAUGGAAGAAAUUAAUAGAAUAUUUUUUAAAUAUGACUAAAUCGAAUAUGAAUAAUAAUUUAUAUGUAUCUAUGUAUAUUCCAUUUAUUAAAAAGUUUUAUGAUAAAAGAUUUAUAUUUUAUUUAAAUGAAAAAGAUAAUGAAAAAAUUAAAUGUUUUGAAAAAAUAUAUAAUUUUUCUUUUUUAUCGUUUGAUAUGAAUGAACAAAAAAAAAAAAGGAACAAUUUCAACGUAUUAUUCUAUAUAUAUAAUAUGUACCAUAAUAAUUUUUCAUAUUUCUCUCAGUGUAAUGAUUAUUAUAUACAAAAUGUAGAAAAAAACUUUUUAUUAUAUUAUACUUAUAUAUUUUUUAAUUCUGAUAAAAAUGAUUUAAAUAAUAAUAAUUCAAACAUUGAUUUAUCAAAGAAGAAUUUUUUAUGUGAAGAUAAAAAUAAAGAUACUACUACUACCAAUAAUAAUAAUAAUAAUAAUAAUAAUAAUAAUAAUAAUAGUAGUAGUAAUAAUUGUAAUAAUUAUACGAGUCUUUAUGUAGAGCAUUUAUUUAAUGAAAAGAAAGAAAAUAUUUUACAAACCGAUGAAAUAAUAAAAUAUGAUAUUACAAAAAAUUUAAUAAAUGAAGAAAACAAUAUAGAUACUACCAAUAUGUUUGAUAUAUUUAAUAAUGAUAUAUAUGAAGUUGCUGACAUUUUAAAAAAAAAAAAUCUCCCCUUUUUCAAAGAUUAUUCAUUAGGUAAAAUAGCUCAUAUAAUUUAUUUAUGUUUAUAUAACGGUUUGUUAUUAGAAGAAAAUCAAAAAAUUAUUCCAGCAUGUUCUUCAAAGAACAUUAUAUCUUCCAUUUUUUAUAUAAAGAACAAGAACAGUUAUUUAUAUGAUAAUUAUUCUCAUUUAAAUCAAAAUUUUUAUUGUGAUGAUAAUAACAUUUCUACAUAUGGAUAUGAUUAUAAUGAAAGUACAUUUAUUAAUUUAAUGACGAAAGAGUAUGAUGAUAAAGUGGAUUCAUUUUUAAACGUUUACGAAAACUUUUUAAAAAAUGAAGAAGGCUUAUUUUUUUCAAAAAAAAAAAAUAAUAAAUGUGAUGUAAAUAUACGUCUUAAUAAAUGUACAGAGGAAUUCCACAUUCCUGCUAUUACGAAUUUAGAAGAAGCGAAAUUUAAAAUAGAAUGUUUAUUAAGAAGUAGUUAUAAAAAAUGUAUAUAUUUACUUUUUUUUCGAGAAAAAUUCUUAAAAAAAUAUAAACAGAAUAUUAAUCCUUUAAUUUUUGGAUACAAUAGUUUAAUUGAAUUUCUAUUUUAUGGUUGUAGAGAAGUUUGUAAAAUAUAUAUUUUAAAUAAUAAUUUAUUAAUAGUUCAUUUAAGUUAUGAUAUAGUAAAACAUAUAAAUAAUAAUAAUGAAAAAGAAAAAGACAAAGAAAAAGAAAAUGUAAUAGAAGAAUUUUAUUAUUCAGAUUACUGUUAUAAUAAAACAGAAAAUAAUAAUAACAAGUUUAAUAAUUCCUCAUUAGAAGUAUGUACUAUUAUGAAAGAUAAUGCAAAAAAAAAAAAUUCUUUUUUUAUUACUUAUUCAUAUUGGAAAUAUAUGAGCAAAAAGGAAAAACAAAAUGAUAUAUUAGAUAAUGUGUCUUUUUUAAAAGGAGAACAAAAUUAUAUUUUUUCAGAUGAUAUAUGGAAAAUAAACAAAUGUUCUUUUCUUAAAACCAAUCCUAUUCAACAGAGUGGGAAAGACAUUCCCUUAUAUUACAAAAAUAUGAAAAAAAUAAAUAUGGGCAUAUUUAAUAUGCCAAAUUUGGUACAAAUAAAUAAUUAUGAUUUUGAAUUUUUCAGUACCUGCUAA